Messenger RNA from Archocentrus centrarchus (flier cichlid), 3140 nucleotides. It is a transcript of the gene amdhd2, whose product is annotated as amidohydrolase domain containing 2. The transcript is spliced from 12 exons. NCBI's taxonomy places the organism in Eukaryota, Metazoa, Chordata, Actinopteri, Cichliformes, Cichlidae. Bases 535 to 1755 code for a protein of 406 amino acids. Gene Ontology annotation, biological process: N-acetylglucosamine catabolic process. The record is from RefSeq and is a predicted model, not a curated record. Gene Ontology annotation, molecular function: N-acetylglucosamine-6-phosphate deacetylase activity.
GAACAGCGAGGUGUCCCUAAUAAAUAUUAAAUAUGGCUCCGUUCUUUAACCUGUGACGAACCGUCUCCCUCUCUGACGGUGCGAACACGAACCGCAGCUGCUCGCGUCCUGUUUUGAUCAGCUGACCUGCGGUCACAUGACUCGAUCCUCUUCCUCCGACUGUGCUCGACACGCAGCUGAGCUCUUCUGGGGCAGGUACGUGAAAACAACAGGAGCUCCAGCCUGUUCCUGUGUGUCUGCCGGUGGCCGGACAGCUGACGGGCAGGUGGUGGGGUGUUCCGGGAUGAAGAGCCGCAGAACUCGGUGUGAAAAACGCAGCAUUUAAAGUAGCUGGAGUCCGAGUUUCUCUCGCUGCAGAGCGUCACGGUGACGGCUGGAAGUUCAGUUUGGACUGAAGUCAGGGUCGCACUGAGGAUUUAGGGGAUCCUGAGCAAGUUUCUGGGUUUUUACGACUUUGUGUGUGACGUCACUUGAAGCUGAGCGGGCGGUGUUUGUGGUGUCCAGGCUCACCAGCUGAGAGGAAAAACCAAAAUCAUGCCAUCCAACAAAUCGGUGUCAGACGCUCCCAUCACUCAGUUCAUCAACUGCAGGAUCCUGAGGGACAACGAGCUGCAGAGCGAGGACCUGUGGGUGCGUGAGGGGAGGAUUUUAGAUCCAGAGAAGCUGUUCUUCGAUGAGCAGGGAUACGCUGACACACGUGUGGACUGUGAAGGCAGCAUCAUUGCACCAGGCUUUAUAGAUGUCCAGAUCAAUGGAGGUUACGGCAUCGACUUCUCUCAGCCGUCCGAGGACGUCGGCAGUGGAGUUUCGUUUGUGGCCAAGAAGAUCCUCGAACACGGCGUGACGUCCUUCUGUCCCACUCUGGUCACCUCCCCUCCUGAAGUUUACCACAAGGUUUUGCCUCAGGUCAAAGUUCAUAACGGAGGACCACAUGGAGCUGGAGUUCUUGGGUUUCAUCUGGAGGGUCCGUUCAUCAGCGCCGAGAAGAAAGGAGCCCACCCGGAAAAAUACCUCCGAGCCUUCAAGUCCAGAGGGUUCGAGGACCUGACGGAGGCUUACGGCAGCCUGGACAACGUUGCCAUGGUGACGCUGGCUCCCGAGCUGCCCGGCAGCCAAUCGGUGGUGAGGGAGCUGAGCCGGAGGGGCAUCACCGUGUCCUUAGGUCACUCGGUGGCCAACCUGUCGCAGGCCGAGGAGGCGGUUCAGCACGGCUCCUCCUUCAUCACUCACCUGUUCAACGCCAUGCUGCCGUUCCACCACCGUGACCCCGGGAUCGUGGGUCUGCUGACCAGUGAUCGGGUCCCUGCGGGCAGGACGGUUUAUUACGGCAUGAUAGCCGACGGGAUCCACACCAACCCUGCAGCCCUGCGAAUCGCACACAGAGCUCACCCAUCAGGUUUGGUGUUGGUGACGGACGCCAUCACCGCGAUGGGUCUUCCUCCUGGCCGUCACACUCUGGGCCAGCAGGUCAUCGAGAUCCAGGGUCUCCACGCCUACGUGGCAGGCACGAAGACUUUGAGCGGCAGCAUCGCCACGAUGGACAUGUGUGUGCGCCACUUCAAGCAGGCCUCAGGCUGCAGUGUGGAGGAGGCUCUGGAAGCCGCUUCCCUCCAUCCGGCUCAGCUUCUCGGAAUCAGCUCCAAAAAGGGAAAACUGGACUACGGCUCAGACGCAGACCUUGUUCUGCUCGAUGACGGCCUCACCGUCAAAGCCACCUAUAUUUCUGGAGAGGAGGUUUGGAGACAAGGACAGUAGAAGGAGAUGAAGAUGGAAAGUGGGCCGUCAGCUGGGACCUUCUGUGCCUUUGUGCUGCCUGAGCGACAUGUUCUGGUUUUAACGGGCCGACUGUGGAGAGGAUCCAGAUUGUUUAGUUUAUUUUAAAUUCAUGUUGCACGAAUGUUUUAAUCUGCACCAAGAAGCUCUGCAGAGCUGAGUGCAGCAAACACUGCAGGAAAAAUGGACCCGAGUCACAUGCAAUGAAAUAUUAUCACACUAUUAGUUUAUUAAAUGUCAGAUAACAUGUUUUCCUGUUAUAUGUGGAAAAUGUUUUCCUGCCUUUCAAACAGCCAAAGAUUUCUGUUUAUUACCCUGAAAAUCAGCGUGCAGACUUUUUAAUCUCUCAUGUUUGUUGUUGGAAGUCGUCUGAUGUUGUGUUACUGCAGCUGCAUGUGCAGUUAUGAUGCGCCUCGUCUGCACCACCUCAGCAGAAACUGCAGACAGGGUCGGGCCUCCUGUUGGACGUUGGUGCAGCCUCUCAGCUCAUCCUCUGUAUCUGUGUCCUCAUUUUACUUACUGUGAAUGUCUGUGGUUUAAAACACUAUGGGUGCUCGUGAUGGUGCAGUGGUUAGCACUGUUUUCUCCCAGCAAGAGGGUCCUGGGUUCAAAUCCACAACCUAGCUGUGGUUUGUGGUGUGAGCAGCACUGUGAUCCACGCUGACACCAGCCCUCUGACUGCUUUCACAGACUAACAGUAGGAAAUAUUCACUUUGUGGGUCUCUGUGUGUGUAUGAGACGGAUCUGAUGAAAACUCAGGAGCGCUUGGAAAAACCUGGAAAACGUCUCCACACAGCUGGUGCUGAAAUGCUGCCCCCUGGUGGUGAAAGUUUUAGUUUACAUUUGCAGAGGGUAAUCCUUUACCCACCACCCGUGGGGGCCCGCUGGGGUGAGCCUUGCUUCUGGUUUCUGGACUGAGCGGUUUCUGUCAUAUUUCAGAUCUGCUUCAAGAACAGAAUAACUGGGAGCGCGUCACCUCUGCCUGUGCAGCCUAUCAGGGCUGAAAAACCUGCAGCCAUGAAGGUACAGGGAGGUCACCACAUGUCGUCUUUAUGGGGCACAGAGUUAAGGCUGUGCUCCCAUGAAGCUGUAUCCCCUCCCUGUGACAUCAUGCAGAUCCAAGAGGAGGAAGACUGUGAAAAACUGGGUGUUCAGAGCAGCCUGGGAUCAUCUGUACAAACAGGAGCAGGAGAAACGUGCCCGGUCCUCUUUAGCUCUGCACCAACACAGGAUGCAAAGAGGGACAAAAACAAUUAAAAAAUAACUUUGUUUUCAUUUUAGUUUCGUUUUUUAUUGUUUUAAAAAGUUCAGUUUCAUUUUUUCUUAAUUAAAGUUUUAAUUUUUUCCUAAUUGUUUGUGAAAAUUUU